Molecule: messenger RNA, 1296 nt
Organism: Epithele typhae
Lineage: Eukaryota; Fungi; Basidiomycota; Agaricomycetes; Polyporales; Epitheliaceae
Product: glycoside hydrolase
Exons: 3
Coding region: 1-1296 (431 amino acids)
Biological process (GO): chitin catabolic process; carbohydrate metabolic process
Cellular component (GO): extracellular region
Molecular function (GO): chitin binding; chitinase activity
Source: RefSeq, a predicted model, not a curated record
AUGUGCUCCCUUAAGCCCCCUAAGUCUGCCUCCGCUUCCGCUGCGUCCUCCACCGGCACCGCGUCCACCGGCAACAACGCCUCCGGCUCGUCCAACGGGACCCUCCCCGACGACGUCGUCGCGUCUACCUGGUACGCCGGUUGGCACGGGACCGACUUCCCCCCGGACCAGCUCAGCUGGUCCAAGUACACCUCGGUCACCUACUCGUUCGCUGAGACGACCAACGAUGUGAACACGCUCUCCCUCGAGGGCUCGAACCCGGACUUGCUCCCUACAUUCGUCGGAUUGGCGCACCAGAACGGUGUGAAGGCAAUGCUCACCGUCGGUGGUUGGUCUGGCUCUCAGUACUUCUCCACCGCCGUGGCUACCGAGGCCAAUCGGACCGCAUUCGUCAAGACCUGCACGGAUCUCAUCUCCAAGUACAACCUGGAUGGGCUCGAUUUCGACUGGGAGUAUCCCAACAAGCAGGGCGUGGGCUGCAACACCAUCGACGCCGACGACAGCGCCAACUUCCUGUCCUUCCUCCAGGCCCUCCGUACUGAGGUCGGUCAGAACUUCACCAUCUCCGCCGCCGCGGGUAUCACCCCCUUCGCUGGGACGGACGGCAGCCCGAUGUCAGACGUCUCCGCGUUCGCCGAAGUCCUCGACUGGGUCGCGAUCAUGAACUACGACAUCUGGGGUUCCUGGUCAACUUCCGCCGGGCCCAACGCCCCCCUCAACGACACCUGCGCGCCGGCCGCGGAUCAACAGGGCUCCGCCGUCUCCGCCGUUGCCGCAUGGACCAAAGCUGGCUUCCCCGCUUCACAGCUCGUGCUCGGUGUCGCUUCCUACGGUCAUUCCUUCGCCGUCUCCGCAUCUAACGCGUUCGCCGGCGCGGACGACACCACCCUCGCCUCCUACCCCGCCUUCGAUGCAAGCUCCCAGCCGCUCGGCGACGAGUGGGACGAGGUCGCCCCUGCGGGCAAGGACCAGUGCGGUAACGCGACUCCCGGCGGGCCGUCCGGCAUCUGGGACUUCUUCGGCCUCAUCGACGGCGGGCUGCUCACCGCCAACGGCACCGCGGCGGACGGCGUCCCGUACCGGUACGACGAGUGCUCGCAGACGCCGUACGUCUACGACGUGAGCCGCAACGCGCUGAUCGCGUACGACGACACGACCUCGUUCGCGGCGAAGGGCAAUUUCAUCAACAACAUGGGCAUGCUCGGCUUCGCGAUGUGGGAGGCCGCGGGCGACAAGGACGACCUCCUCCUCGACGCGAUCUCGGACGCGAUGGGCAUCGUCGACGUGAGUUGCUGA